AUGGUGUUGCCCAACGUGCAGAUUGCCCUUCUCAUUAUCGGUCUUGUCAUUGGCCUCGGGGCGCUCUUCUGGUUCGCCAAGAGGAAGAUCCGUAUCUUUGUCAACCACCUUCGCAACUGGAAUCAGGAUCCUCCCGAUCAGAUUCAUCAGCCUCAGCCGCCACCGGAUUCGGAGGUGGCCGAGUCUGGGGCCGAGUCUGCUGCCGAGUCUGCUGCCGAGUCUGCAGUUGACACUGCGGCUGCCACGAGCAGCAAAUAG
Molecule: messenger RNA, 258 nt
Organism: Drechmeria coniospora
Lineage: Eukaryota; Fungi; Ascomycota; Sordariomycetes; Hypocreales; Ophiocordycipitaceae
Exons: 1
Coding region: 1-258 (85 amino acids)
Source: RefSeq, a predicted model, not a curated record